Molecule: messenger RNA, 2599 nt
Organism: Pomacea canaliculata
Lineage: Eukaryota; Metazoa; Mollusca; Gastropoda; Architaenioglossa; Ampullariidae
Exons: 14
Coding region: 243-2453 (736 amino acids)
Molecular function (GO): NAD+ poly-ADP-ribosyltransferase activity
Source: RefSeq, a predicted model, not a curated record
CAUACGUUUCCUGUUCCACGAAGUAUUCAACUUUCACUUUUAGAUAAAUAAAUUUUAACACGACCUUGGCCACAGGAGGAUAUAAAAUGCUAUGACUCAUGUUUACAUACGAGACACGGAAGACACCACCUUUUGCUCCAGUCAAGGUUUUAAUAAAUUGAGAAAAGACAUUUUAAAAUACGGUAAUCUUACUGUUGAAAUUGGGGCCAAUUGUAUUUGAAAAUUCUGCUUGAACUCCAGAUAUGAUAACCGAGGAACAAGAAAUGAACUUAUACACAAAACUGCGCAACAUCUUUCCAAACGUUGAUGCAGAGAGAGUCCAGCAGAUUAUGUCUGGUGUUAAGCAUAACCAGGAUGCAGUCACAGAGGAAGUUUUCUUUUAUCACUGUGUAAAUGAAAUCCUUGCUUCAGAUUCAGGUUUUAAGUGCCUUCUGACUACAGAUGAUGAUCGGACCAAUGGGAUAUCCGUCCAGAAUAAGGACACAGAAAGUACACAAAAGCGAAAGUUACUGCCUGUUGCCACCAUGGACUGUGACUCCUGGACUGAAGAAAAUACUGAGAAUAGUAGUCUGGGUCAGGAAACCAAAAGAAGGAAAGUCUUUCACAAUGCUGUGGAUUAUCUGCCAAAUGACUCACAGUCUGAGGAAUCAUGCAGAUCUGAGGUUCAGUAUUGUUCAGUUAGUUCAUUUGAUAUGGACACUUUGGCAUCAUUAAGUGAGAUGCCCGUCGAUAAGAUCCAUGAGAAAGAAAGUAAAGUUCACCAAGAAGAAGAUUCAGAUAGCAGAAUAAAGGAUUCGGAUUACAUUGAAGGCAACUUCCAAGGGAAAACAUUAUAUGAUGCUUGUCAAUUGGGAGAGGAAUCUUUGGCCAUCCAGUCUGAGGAAUCAACCGAUGAUGAUUUAGACCUGGAAGAGACGGAGGAUGAUGUAUACAUAAAAAUUUUGUUUGGCAUUCAUAAUCAAGACCUUGUGCAAGAAGAUGACAGGGACACUGAUGAAGUUUGUGAUACUGAAGACAUUUCUAGUGCCAGUUCUAUUGCAGAAAAAGAAAGUGCAAAACCUCAGCAGGUGGUAUGUGACAAAUGCAGUUUAUUUGCUGGACUGGACAGCCUGACUCAGCACAGAAACAAACACCUCCUAUGCAAAGCAUGUGUUAAAAAGUCAUCAAGUGAAACUUAUUCAACAACAGAGUCAAGGGAUGUUUCUUUGGACGAUAAUAAAGCAGACAGAAAUGUACCAAACCAAGACUAUAAACAUAAAGAAAAAUUAGGUGUCAUUCAAGGUGAAGACUAUGCACAGAACGUUGAAGAGAAUACGGAGCAAGUCUGUAAUACUGCAACAUCUGAAACCAGUUCCACUAGAAUCAAAAGCAUUGCAGCACCAGAAUUUGAAGUAGCUGCUACGUCAGUUGAUGAUCAUAUAGACCUCAAUGAAAUGGACAAAGAUGCCUCUAUCCAAAGCUGUGCAGAAGAAGAAAAAGAGGAUGUUAUUGAUGUUUCAGAGUUUCAGCAGCGCCUGCAGCUGUGUGGCAAAUGCAGUUCAUUGAUUGGACGGGACAGCUUUGCUCAGUGCAGAGAUGGUCACUUACUAUGCCAAACAUGUGUUGAAAUGUCAUCAAAGGAAACUUUAUUAUCACCUACAGAGGCUUAUAUCAAGUGUCUGGCACCUAAUUGUAAACAGACUGUUCCAUUACGAGAAGCAAGGAAAGUUUUGCCGUACAUUGUUAUGGAAUUACUGAAAGAAAAAUCAGAAAAGGAAACAUUCAAGUUAAUCAGCGAUAUGGACAUGAUGGUAUUAAGUCCUAAGGAAAUAGGAUUCCGUUUAAUCAACAGCAACAGCUCACAAAAAUACUGCCAGAUUUGCAAGAAAGACCUUUAUCAGUUUAGUCAUGUGUCCUGUGGGUCAAAAACCACUCAGGAAUGGUCUCCAGUGUCUGCUCCUCGAUACUGGGCGCCAUUUCCACCAAAUUUUCAACAGAAGUACUUGCUGGUUAAUGUACUUAGGGAGAGCAGAGAAUUCAAGAGGAUCCUUAGGAGGGUAGAGGUCACUUAUCCUAACUUUGGUUACAACAAUCCACAAAUUUCACGCAUACAAAAUGUGCAUCUCUGGGAAAGAUAUGCCCUAGCUCGCCAGCACAUGGUCGAUGAUUUUGGAAAGGGCCAGCUCAACGAAAAGUUACUCUUUCAUGGAACUGAGGCCACCUUUGCUCAUGACAUAUGUAGCGAGGGGUUUGACUGGCGCCUUUGUGGGCGCAAUGGCACAGUGUAUGGCAAAGGAUGCUACUUCGCAAAGCAUGCUAGCUACUCACUGAAGUUCAGUGACAGGAAUGAAGAAAAGGCCAGUGGAGAGUAUCUCUACGCUAUCAAGUACACACGCACCCUAGCAUUAAGUGUUCCUGCAUGGCUUCAGGUCUUGAACAAGCUUCCACACUCUGUUAUUCCACCUCCGUGUUAGACCUUGACCCAUUGCAGUCAGCAAAGACUCUUUUUGUGGCUCGGGUGCUGUGCGGUCGGACAGUGGCAGGGAAUAGCACAAUGACAAAACCGCCCAUCGACUCCGGCGACCCCAAACAGAGGCCGUACAACAGCGCUUGUGAUAAU